This is a messenger RNA of Venturia canescens, 1908 nucleotides long. It is a transcript of the gene fy, whose product is annotated as fuzzy planar cell polarity protein-like protein. The record is from RefSeq and is a predicted model, not a curated record. The transcript is spliced from 5 exons. The coding region runs from base 310 to 1551 and encodes 413 amino acids. NCBI's taxonomy places the organism in Eukaryota, Metazoa, Arthropoda, Insecta, Hymenoptera, Ichneumonidae. Gene Ontology annotation, biological process: non-motile cilium assembly; vesicle-mediated transport.
UUGGUGGUAAUGUGACCGACUAAUCGAGAAUAGUUAUCAGACAGCUGACGCGCUCAGCUGACGCGCUCAGUCAGUAAAACCCGUUCUGUAUCGUUUACGCUACUUGCGGUCUAAAUACGAACUCCAUAGCACAAUUGGUUCAUUCGAACCAACCGGUAAGUUAGAACGGAAUAGGUUGAUCCAAGAGUUUCUCAAGUUGACCGCGAAAAACAGUGCCACUCAAAAAAAACAGUAAAUCGCAAUUAUAAGUAUCUGAGAAAAAAGAAACACAAAAAUUUUUGCAAAAAUUUUGUCAACGAACACACAAUCAUGACAGCUCACGUCUUAUGUUUAACGUCGUCCGGUGGAAUUCCAAUUUUCGUACGAAAAAAAGGUGAAGGUGAUGUGAUGACAUUUUCAAAAGUAGCAUCUCUGAACGGUGUCCACAUGUUUCUAAAGUCCCAAAACAUCGAUCUCCAAGACACAGAAACACCGGACACGUCGAUCGUUUGGAAAGAAUUUGCAAAUUGCAUAACUCUCAUAGUGGUGGCGAGUGGAACAUCAAAAUAUAUUUUGGAAAGGUUUUUAGAAGCUGUUUUUAGUGCUAUGGUACUGGUAGCUGGGAUGGACGAAAUAAAAAAUCUUCGUAAUGUUGAACGUCUUAAAAGGGAUUUGCGAAUAUGUAAUCCUAUCAUUGACAAGUUGUUGGAGUGUAUGGAUAUCGGUGACAGAAAUAGCUCGAAAACGGAUUUCAUCGAUAUGACUAGCUGUAUCAUGAGUCCAGAAAAUUAUUUGCUCCAGUCAUGCUUGGAGAUGUUUAUGGAAUGCCUUGAUUCCAUGUACGGAUGCGUAAUAAUCCAUGGCUGUACAGCUGUUGCCACAGAAAGCUGGUGGGAUUUAGAUCCAAUAGAAAGGAAACUUCUCGUUAUGGCUGUAACUUCGGAUACUCAGAGUUCGGCUUUGGAUCUGCCAGUGUUUUUGCCCAACAGAAGCCCCAAUGUUGCCUUUAGAUUGGUUUCCAUAACUUUGGUGAACGGAGUCGAAGUGCUUGGACUAUGUGGUCCGAGUCCAGAAUUAACGGAAGUCGAGAGAUUGGCUGUUCAGUGUUGGAGGAGUCACAUAGAAGUUUUACGAACUGCUGAAGAAGCUUAUCCGCGUAAUAUUCCUGCAGGCAUAAUUCCUGAUUCUGGUAUUCUUGCCUUUUUGCUAGUGAACUACAAAUUAGGAAAAUUCGUUAUAAGUCGGAAUUCGCAGCAAUCAAAAAUCAGAAUCGCAGCAUCACACAGACUCGACAUUUUGCGAACAUUUUAUUAUCAGGCUGUGGAGAAUUUUCUGAUACCUAGACAAUCUGGGAAUAUUGAGGAAGAGGAGAGUAUGAAAAAUGAGGGAAAAUCCUUUGGAGGUGGCAGAGAAACUUAUUGGUGUUCCGAAUAUCACAAAUGUCAUGCUUUGAAAGAAAAUGAUUACGUUAUGUGCACCCUCUAUACAUCCGUUGUCCCUACGCACACAAUGAGAUUCAUCACCCAGAAAACACUCAAAACUUUGUUAGCUGAUAAACAAGUGUGCUGGUGAUCAAAAAGUUCAAAUCUUUUUAUUAGUUUUACAAAAGUAAUUAGUUAAAAAACUAAUUUGAUUCUUAAUUUUUUUUUUGACUAUUCAAACACGCAUUAGGUUUUCCCAAAUAUGGAAGAAAAUCUAAUAUCACUUUUUUUUUUACAAACUAUUUUAAACGUCUUCCAAUGCAAAGAAUCUAAAAAUUACAUUUUAAGGGAAUGGUAGUACUGGUUUAUUUUAAAAUGUUGCGAAAGAUCUAAAAAUUAAGAAAACAAACAGUCUACAUAUUUUUGUAAAUUUAUAUGGUAUUUGUAUAAUUACAAUAAGAAAUAUAAACAAUGCAGUAUUGAAUUCAGCAAAAAUCAUGAAAAAUAA